AUGGUGCAGUUGAAAAUGGCAAUAGCAAGUGGCAGCCUUCAGGCGGACAAGCUGACGGCUCGUGAAGAGAAGCGCGUAGCCCACUGGGAGGAGUUCAUGGAAGAACAACAAAACAAACGAGCAGAUGUGGACGAAGAGCACAGAAAAGCUAUGGAGCGCCUCAAAGAGCAGUAUUCGGAGAUGGAGAAGGAACUGGCCAAAUACGCUUCUUUUUAA
This is a messenger RNA of Eurypyga helias (sunbittern), 216 nucleotides long. RefSeq names its product biogenesis of lysosomal organelles complex-1, subunit 5, muted (gene BLOC1S5). The transcript is spliced from 2 exons. Gene Ontology annotation, cellular component: transport vesicle; BLOC-1 complex. NCBI's taxonomy places the organism in Eukaryota, Metazoa, Chordata, Aves, Eurypygiformes, Eurypygidae. Bases 1 to 216 code for a protein of 71 amino acids. The record is from RefSeq and is a predicted model, not a curated record.